Messenger RNA from Etheostoma cragini (Arkansas darter), 1719 nucleotides. It is a transcript of the gene nmur1a, whose product is annotated as neuromedin U receptor 1a. Gene Ontology annotation, biological process: G protein-coupled receptor signaling pathway. NCBI's taxonomy places the organism in Eukaryota, Metazoa, Chordata, Actinopteri, Perciformes, Percidae. Gene Ontology annotation, molecular function: neuromedin U receptor activity. Gene Ontology annotation, cellular component: plasma membrane. The transcript has 2 exons. The coding region runs from base 23 to 1327 and encodes 434 amino acids. The record is from RefSeq and is a predicted model, not a curated record.
CGAGUUUUAUUACUUUGGCAAGAUGUCACCUUACAACUGCUCUCUUGAUCUAAUGGCUGAAAAAGAUGACUGGCUUUGUUCUCCUGGGGGGAAGUGUGUCAAUUUGACCUCUGGCAUUAACGUAAGCCACAUUGAUGUGGAUGAUGCAUGUCUGACAGAUAAAGAGUACCUGGAGAAAUAUCUGGGACCUCGUCGAUCAUCUGUGUUCCUUCCCAUCUGCCACAUCUACCUGGUCAUCUUCCUGGUAGGUGUGGUGGGGAAUGUGCUGACAUGCACUGUCAUUGCACGCAACAAAGUGAUGUGGACGCCAACAAACUACUACUUGUUCAGCCUGGCGGUGUCAGACCUGCUGGUGCUGCUGCUCGGCAUGCCAUUAGAGCUGUAUGAGCUGUGGCAGAACUACCCCUUCCUCCUGGGGAAGGGUGGAUGCUACUUCAAAACGUUUAUAUUCGAGACUGUUUGCUUGGCGUCUAUCCUCAACGUGACAGCGCUGAGCGUGGAGCGCUACAUUGCUGUGGUUCACCCGCUACGAGCAAAGUAUGUUGUUACACGUACCCAUGCCAAGCGGGUCAUACUUACAGUGUGGGGUGUGUCGGUGUUGUGUGCUUUGCCGAACACAAGUCUGCAUGGGAUCAACGUCCUUCACAGUCGCUCUAGUAGCCCUGCUGGUAACAUGACCGUGGAGAUUCCUGACUCAGCGAUCUGUACACUAGUAAAACCACGCUGGAUGUAUAACCUAACAAUCCAGGUGACCACCUUGCUAUUUUUCAUGCUGCCCAUGUUCACCAUCAGCGCUCUCUACAUGCUUAUCGGGUUGCAGCUGAAGCGAGAGAAGAUGCGUCAGACACUGGAGGCGAAGACGGGCUUUGGACAGGACAUCUUCUGUAGCAUCCGAUCACAGCAGCAGAAGGCACGUCGCCGGCAGGUCACUAAAAUGUUGUUCGUUUUAGUGGUAGUGUUUGGGAUCUGCUGGGCCCCGUUUCACACUGACCGUCUCAUGUGGAGUUUUAUCAUUGACUGGACUGACUACCACCUGGAAAUCUUCCAGUAUGUGCACAUCAUCUCCGGAGUGUUUUUCUACCUUAGCUCAGCAGUCAAUCCAAUCCUGUACAACCUCAUGUCAACACGCUUUAGAGAAAUGUUCAAGGAAGUCAUGUGCCAUCGGCCACAUCACAUCGCUCCCAGGAAACACUCUCUCAGCGUCACCCGGGUGACACUCCGCAGCACCCUGAGUGAUGCGCCUCUUAGCAACGGAGCCGCUGUUGUUGAAGUCGAGGCAGGAGAUGGAGAUGUAAGGAUGAAAAAUGAAACCAGUUUUUCAUGUUAAAUUCAGGCGCAAAAUAAACCUAGGGGUUAAUAACACUUGGGCACCGAGUCAACCAUUCUCUGGGAAAUGUUUUCAUUCCAAUGGAAUGUGACCAGUUUUAGAGCCAAACGCUAAUUAGCUUAUAACGCUAGUCGUCAGGGCACAUAAAAGUAAAAAUAAAUCGCUAUUUCUAUACCACUAACAAGGAUCAAUAUAGCACCACACUUCCACGGUAGCAUAAUGAGGGUCCCUACAUGAAACCGAAGCAAUGACAACUUUGUAAGUGUACAGACAGUUCAUCAAAAAGAUUAAAAUUACAUUAUUACAUUACAUUACAUUUAGCUGAUACUUUUAUCCAAAGCGACUUCCAAUUAAGUGCUUUAAACCCUGAAGGUGCAAACUCCCAACAACAA